Chenopodium quinoa (quinoa) is the source of this 876-nucleotide messenger RNA. RefSeq lists its product as uncharacterized. The record is from RefSeq and is a predicted model, not a curated record. The transcript is spliced from 3 exons. NCBI's taxonomy places the organism in Eukaryota, Viridiplantae, Streptophyta, Magnoliopsida, Caryophyllales, Amaranthaceae. Gene Ontology annotation, molecular function: nucleic acid binding; zinc ion binding. The coding region runs from base 1 to 876 and encodes 291 amino acids.
AUGGAUAUUGAAAUGAUUGGUGCUGAAGGACCUCCUGAUGCUAAUGGGCAGAGACAUGGCGCACUUCGAGCGACGCCUACAUCAACUAUUGUCAAUCCCUUUUACAAUAAUGGUAUGGAUGAUGAGGAUGUAUCUGAUGAUGAUCUUCCGGAUGGUGAGACAGAAGAAGAUAAGAGUCAGUGCCCUACCAAUUUGUUGACUAAGGAGGAAAAGCGACGGCUACGCAAACCUUGGGAGAAUACCCUAAUUAUCAAGCUCUUUGAUAGAAAAUUGGGGUAUGAGGUCUUGGUUAGGAGAUUGAGAUCAAAAUGGAGCUUGAAGGGGGAUAUUGCUCUAAUAGAUGUGGGCUGUUCAUAUUAUAUUGUCAGAUUUAAUAAUAUGGCAGAUUAUGAUUUUGUGAUGACUCAAGGACCAAGGAUUAUUGGAGAUAGUUAUUUAAAUAUUCGAAAAUGGAUUGGCUCGAAAAUUGGUAAAGUUAUCCGCAUCGAUAAGCAUACAGAGUUAAAGAGCAAAGGUCAAUUUGUUCGUUUCAGCAUUGAGGUGGAUUUAACUAAGCCCCUUCUGACAAAAUUCAGAUUGAAUGGGAGAAUUUGGAAAAUUCAGUACGAGGGAUUGAGACUUAUUUGUUUCAAGUGUGGAAAGCUAGGACAUAAGGAGGAUCAAUGUGGAAAUUUUGCUAAUGAAGAAGUAGGACAUCAAGGGAAUUCAGAUGCUAACUCAGGAGUGCAUGUUAACAAAAAUCAUGGUAAAGAGAAGCAUCCAAAAAUCCAUGAAUCAUAUGGAGCUUGGAUGAUUGUACAGAGGUCUACAAGAAAAUCGAGCCAAAGUAAUGGAAAAGGACCUGCUUUAAAGCAUAAUGCCCCAUGUAGGGAAUAG